Molecule: messenger RNA, 1824 nt
Organism: Cannabis sativa
Lineage: Eukaryota; Viridiplantae; Streptophyta; Magnoliopsida; Rosales; Cannabaceae
Product: thaumatin-like protein 1
Exons: 3
Coding region: 447-1472 (341 amino acids)
Biological process (GO): defense response
Cellular component (GO): extracellular region
Source: RefSeq, a predicted model, not a curated record
GUACCAUAAAUUUAAAAAUUACUCCAGAAAAUAUGUUUCACAUAAUAUAUGGAGCGUUCUCAUGUCCUGCCCAUAAUAUAAAUGAAGUGUUACGAGUUCUUUUCAUUUAUGCGAUUUUUUUAAUGGACAGUACUCCCUCUCACUUAUAUAAUUGGAAAAAAAAAAGAAAAAAAAAGCAAAUAUAAAAACACCUACUUUGACAGUAGCACAGAGAGAGUGAGUGAGUGAUUGAAGAAAAUCAGCUUUAAUGGAGUAUUGAACCCCAGUCCUCCGGAAGUAGAACCCAUUUGUCAUUUCUCACAGUCCUCACUGUCUCCCUCCUGGGGUCGUGACCUUCAUUAUCUUAAACCCCAAAUACACGUUCAUUAUCUUCUACCUCUAGCACUCUAAGAAACCCCAUCAAAAACCACAACAUCGCUACUACUGAACUGAGAAACCACAUUUUCAUGGAUCCUUAUUCAAGGUUCUCAUUUUCACUCAUUCUCAGCUUUGUCGUCCUACUUCUCACCUCCAGAGGCGUCUCAGCUGCCACCUUUAACUUCGUUAAUCGAUGUGACUACACUGUUUGGCCGGGCAUUCUAGCUAAUGCCGGAAGCCCAAGACUGGACAGCACAGGAUUCGAGCUACCAAAGGACACCUCUCGAUCUUUCCUGGCUCCGACGGGUUGGUCGGGUCGUUUUUGGGGUCGGACGGGUUGUACUUUUGAUGAAUCAGGAUCCGGGUCCUGUCUCACCGGAGACUGUGGUUCUGGCGUGGUCGAGUGCAACGGCGCCGGAGCUGCACCGCCAGCGACUCUCGCCGAGUUCACUUUAGGAACCGGCGGGCAGGACUUCUACGACGUCAGCCUCGUCGACGGCUAUAACUUGCCCAUGGUCGUUGAAGGAACUGGCGGGUCGGGCCUGUGCGCCUCCACGGGUUGCCCCACCGACUUGAACCAGCAAUGCCCGUCGGAGUUGAGGGUCGGAAACGGUAACGCGUGUAAGAGCGCGUGCGAGGCUUUCGGGACGCCAGAAUACUGUUGCAGCGGCGCGUAUGGUACACCCGCCACUUGCAGGCCGUCAGUUUACUCUGAGAUGUUCAAGUCCGCGUGUCCCAGAUCGUAUAGCUACGCCUACGACGAUGCCACUAGUACGUUUACGUGUACGGGAGCUGAUUAUACGGUGACGUUUUGUCCAUCUUCACCAAGCCAAAAAUCCACAAGAGAUACUACGCCAACAGCAGCAGGGUCACAAUCCGGGGCAACGUAUUCGGAUCCAGGACAACAACAGCAACAACCCGAGGUAACAUAUCCUGAAGCAGGAUCCGGGUCGGGUACUGGAAGUGGAUCCGGAGGAACCCUUUUAGCAGAUGGGACAUGGUUGGCUGGUUUGGCAAUGGGAGACUCACCAAGAACAGUCUUAUCACCCUCAACUCUACGUGUUGCACUCAUAGCCUUUGUAGCUUUUUAUUCCAUCUUAUUAAGAAAGUUGUAACCUAGAUUCAUGAGCUUGGCUUUUGUUUUUUGGUUUUUGUUUUUUUUUUUUGGUAGUUUUUCUCCAAUGUGAAAUAUUUCUCAGUUUGCAGUAAUUUAGUAGAGUUUUGUGUUUUCUAGGAAAGCUGACAGAUUCAUCCAGAUUGUAAACCACCUACUUCUUCAAGAUUCUCCCAAAAUAUUCCUGUAGCACACACGUUUUCUUUAAUUUCAAAAAAAGAGGGCCUUCAUUUCCUUUUGGUUUAUUGAGAAUAUUUAGGCCCUUUUCUUUCCCACUUGAGCUUCCUUUUAAGUCCCUUCUGUUGUUUGGUUAAAGAAUACAAACUAGGUUCGGAUCCACUUUAUUUUGGGGU